This is a messenger RNA of Labeo rohita (rohu), 999 nucleotides long. RefSeq names its product fish-egg lectin-like. Bases 1 to 999 code for a protein of 332 amino acids. The transcript has 7 exons. Lineage: Eukaryota; Metazoa; Chordata; Actinopteri; Cypriniformes; Cyprinidae. The record is from RefSeq and is a predicted model, not a curated record.
AUGCCUCUUCAGCCUCUUCGGAAAUCUACUUGCUGCACAAACUGCCACAGACUUCUACAAAGGAUUGUGGUUCUUGAAACAAAGUUACUUGCUGGACUUCCAAAACAGGCGGAUCACUCAGCAGACCAUCGUCACGGACCCCCUCAGCAUACAGCCGGUGAGUCCUGUCAACCUAGUGAAUCUCAACAGUUUAUAAGUGUUAAAAGCACAUGGUUAAAAGCACAUGGAGCAAUGGUUUAUCAGAGCAUCCUGCUACUCUUCAGCUGCCAUUUCCUUCAUACUCUGGCUUUACACUGUACUGUAAUGAGUGGUAACCUGAAGCAGAUAGAUGCUGGAUCAGGCUCAGUGGUUGGAGUUAACAGUCUAAAUGAAGUAUUUGUCCUGAUUGAUAAUGUCUUCACAAAGAUCAGUGGGUCUCUGACGCACGUCAGUGUUGGUCCUGCUGGUUGGCUGGGGGUGGAUUCAGCAAACAACAUCUUCAAGUUUCAGAGCGGUUCCGUCAUUCAGUUUCCAGGGCUUCUCAAACAAGUGGAUGCUGGAGGUGAUCAGAUCAUUGCAGGUGUCAAUAUGAAUGAUGACAUAUUCUGUUUAAAUAUGGAUGUUAACAACAAAUGGCCAUCCAGCACUACUCCGUGGGUUUCAAUGAAUGGAAAGUUGAAGUAUUACAGCUGUGGUCCGUACAGCUGUUGGGGAGUGAACAGCUAUGACCAAAUCUGGAUGAUGAGGGAUGUUUCUAAUAAAGCCUGUUCUGGGUCUGGUAGCUUUCAGAAUAUUCCUGGACAACUGGCCAUGAUUGAAGUAGCAACUGAUGGCAGUGUUUUUGGUGUCAGCUCUCAAGGGAUGUUAUUCCAAAGAAUUGGCGUCACUCGCUCCAACCCCGCUGGCACAGACUGGAUCUCAAUUGUCGCCUGUCCCAGUGACCACAAGCAUGUGAGUUUUGACCUGGGGUUGCUGUGGGUCGUGUGUAUCGAUGGUUCCAUUCGUAAAUGUACUUUAUAG